AUGAAAACUUCAUCAUUGUGGGGAGUUUUUGUAUUCUUGGCGUUCUCUGCACUGAUCAUCCCAUCCUAUUCUCAGGAUCAACCCUCUGAUCAUGAUCAUGAUGAACAGCUAAAGACUUUCAUAGUGUUUGUUUCUAAAUCGGACAAGCCUUCGGUUUUUAGCUCUCAUCUCCAUUGGUAUAGUGCAACUCUCCAAUCUCUCCCACCUUCACCAAUAUCGUCAUCAUCUUCAGAUCAUCAUGACGGAUCUCCUUCUCGAGAAGUCAUGUACAGUUACGACCACGUAGCUCAUGGUUUCGCAGCAAGACUAACACCUUCUCAAGCUUCUCAUCUCGAAAACUUACCAGGCAUACUCUCCGUCAUCCCUGAUAGUUUUGUCGAACCACAUACCACUCACUCUCCCCAGUUCCUAGGGUUGAAUUACGGUUAUGGUCUUUGGCCUAAUUCAAGUUACGGUGAAGACGUCAUUAUCGGUGUUUUCGACGGUGGUAUAUGGCCGGAACAUCAAAGUUUUAAUGACUUUGGUUUAACUCCUGUACCAAAACGAUGGAAAGGUACUUGCCAGACGGGGCCUGACUUCCCUCCAUGUAACAGGAAGUUAAUCGGUGCUCAAGCUUUUUACAAAGGAAUUGAAGCACAUCUCGGUCAUAGAUUUGAUGCGGACGGUAGUAAAGAUUCAAGAUCUCCGAGGGAUACUAGCGGACAUGGUACACAUUGUGCAGCUACUGCAGCUGGAUCUCCAGUCAUGAACGCCGGGUUUCAUAACGAUUCAGUUGGAGAAGCCAAAGGAGUUGCAACUAAAGCUAGAAUUGCUGCUUACAAGGUCAUGUGGAAGGGUGGAGCUGUUACUUCUGAUUCUCUAGCUGGUUAUGAGCAAGUUGUAAAAGAUGGAGUUGAUGUGAUGUCUAUAUCAUUAGGUCAUGGCUAUGGUACUCCAUAUCACCGAAGUCCAAUAGCCAUUGGAACUUUUGGUGCAACGGAGAAGGGAAUUGUGGUUUCUCUUGCUGCUGGAAAUAAUGGAGCUAAAGGUCCGAAAACAGUUGGUAAUUCCGCACCGUGGAUGUUGACUGUCGGAGGAUCAACUAUUGACAGGGAGUCUCGUGCGGAUGUGAUUUUAGGCGAUGGUCAAGUGAUCCCAGGAUCCUUAAGUCCUACUCAAGUUGCUGGAAAAAUUGUAGUUUGUAAUGCUGAUCUUAAGAAUCCUGCAGUGAAAAAAGCGAGCGUCGCCAAAGCAGCUAGGGGUGUUGGAAUGAUUCAUGUCCAAACGAUCGACCAGUUCGAAGCAUUGGGGGCGAGAAACUAUCCGAUUCCAGCAACUGCAGUCACCAAAAGUUCUGGCUUGAAGAUUAUUACAUACAUUACCAGUAACAGGAAAGAUGAUAAAAAACCAACACCUAAAAUCGAUUUCCGAGGAACUGUUACUGGGUCUUCUUUUUUGUCGCCCGCUCCUAAAGUUGCCACCUUUUCAAGCACAGGUCCGAAUCCGCUAAUCCCAGAGAUUCUCAAACCAGAUGUUAUUGCACCUGGGGUAAAUAUCUUGGCUGCUCGGUCCGGUUCUGAUGCUGAAUUUGUUAUGAAAAGUGGUACUUCCAUGGCAUGCCCUCAUGUGAGAGGAUUGGCUGCACUACUUCGAAAUGCAUUUCCUAAGUGGUCUCCUGCUGCCAUCAAAUUGGCUCUAAUGACAACUGCUUAUAUUGUUGACAAUUCAGGUAAAUAUAUUACAGUUAUUAAUAAUACUGGUGGUGAUAAUGGAAAAUUUUCAACACCAUUCCAGCACGGAUCUGGACAUGUCGACCCAAACAAAGCUCUAAAUCCAGGUUUGGUGUACGAUAUUACGCCUAGUGAUUACGAAGCUUUUCUUUGCACGAUUGGGUACAACAAAAAACAGAUGAAGCUUUUUGUCAAGGAUAGAAAUGUUGAUUGUGAUUCCGUCGGGUUAUCUACCGUAGGUGAUCUAAACUAUCCUUUGUUUUCUGUUGUUUUUGAAUCUGCUGGAAGAUCUCAAACGGGAAGUAUAAGAGAGUGGUUACGAAUGUUGGAAUUUCAGCAGAUGCAGUUUACAAACUGA
This is a messenger RNA of Papaver somniferum (opium poppy), 2067 nucleotides long. RefSeq names its product subtilisin-like protease SBT1.4. Gene Ontology annotation, biological process: proteolysis. The transcript is spliced from 2 exons. The record is from RefSeq and is a predicted model, not a curated record. NCBI's taxonomy places the organism in Eukaryota, Viridiplantae, Streptophyta, Magnoliopsida, Ranunculales, Papaveraceae. Gene Ontology annotation, molecular function: serine-type endopeptidase activity. Bases 1 to 2067 code for a protein of 688 amino acids.